CUCUGGCAGGCAGCUCUGGCCACGCUCAACCCCAACCCCACGGACAGCUGUCCCCUCUACCUGAACUGUGCCACAGUGGCAGCCCUGCCUUCCAGGGUGAGCCGGCACAACAGCCCUUCUGCCGCCCACUUCAUCACCAGGCUUGUGCGAACCUGCCUGCCUCCUGGAACCCACCGGUGCAUCCUGAUGGUCUGUGAGCAGCCUGAGGUUUUUGCCUCUGCCUGUGCCCUGGCCCGGGCCUUCCCACUCUUCACACACCGCUCAGGGGCAUCCCGGCGCACGGAGAAGAGGACCGUCAUGGUGGAGUUCUUCCUGGUGGGACAAGACAAUGGCCCGGUGGAAGUGUCCACCUUGCAAUGUUUAACCAAUGCCACAGAAGGCGUGAGGCUAGCUGCCCGCAUUGUGGACACACCGUGCAAUGAGAUGAACACAGACAUCUUCCUUGAGGAAAUUAGCCAAGUUGGAAAGGAGUUGGGGAUCACCCCUACCAUCAUCCGGGAUGAGCAGCUGAAGACCAGAGGAUUUGGAGGAAUCUAUGGGGUUGGCAAAGCCGCCCUCCAUCCGCCUGCUCUGGCAGUCCUCAGCCACACCCCUGAUGGAGCCACGCAGACCAUUGCCUGGGUGGGCAAGGGCAUCGUCUAUGAUACCGGUGGUCUCAGCAUCAAAGGGAAGACCACUAUGCCAGGGAUGAAGCGAGAUUGUGGGGGUGCCGCAGCCAUCCUGGGAGCCUUCAGAGCCGCCAUCAAGCAGGGUUUCAAAGAUAACCUCCAUGCUGUGUUCUGCUUGGCUGAGAAUGCGGUGGGCCCCAAUGCCACCAGACCUGAUGACAUUCACCUUCUGUACUCAGGAAAGACUGUAGAGAUAAACAACACAGAUGCUGAGGGCAGGCUGGUGCUAGCUGAUGGGGUAUCGUAUGCUUGCAAAGACCUGGGAGCUGACAUCAUCGUGGACAUGGCCACACUGACGGGAGCACAGGGCAUUGCCACAGGGAAGUACCAUGCAGCCGUGCUCACCAACAGUGCCGAGUGGGAGGUAGCCUGCGUGAAGGCUGGCCGGAAGUGCGGGGAUCUGGUUCACCCACUGGUCUACUGCCCCGAGCUGCACUUCAGCGAGUUCACCUCUGCCGUGGCUGACAUGAAGAACUCCGUGGCGGACCGAGACAACAGCCCCAGCUCCUGUGCUGGCCUCUUCGUUGCUGCACACAUCGGAUUUGACUGGCCUGGGGUCUGGGUCCAUCUAGACAUCGCAGCUCCGGUGCAUGCUGGCGAGCGAGCCACGGGCUUUGGUGUGGCUCUCCUACUGGCACUUUUUGGCCGUGCCUCUGAGGACCCGCUGCUGAACCUGGUGUCCCCAUUGGGCUGUGAGGUGGACGCCCAGGAGGGCGAUGAUGUGGGGCGUAACUCGAAGAGACGCAGGCUCGUGUGAGCGUGUGAGCGCUGCUUCCCAGCUGGUGACGUGGUUCCUUACCUCACUGUACACUGACUGAUUUGAAGUAAUUGGAAGAUUAGACCUUGAGAUGAGUUUGGCUUCUCCUUCUGUAACCUGUGGUGGUGGGUGUGGCUGCUCUUCUCUUAGAAGACAGUGUAGGGUUUGGUGGGGUCCGGGGAAGAUUGUCACAGACCUCCUAGGUCGGCUUCUGCAAACUCACUGUCCCUUGUCCCACACCUGGUCUUUCAAACCACCUCAGGUCACCUCUGUAGUGAGUGCGCUUCCUGAUCCAGGCCCUUGCUCUAGCUGAGGCUCACUGGGGUGGCCAGCCAGCCUAUGUCUUGAUAGAUGUGACUGACUGUUAGAGACCCUGUUCUGUGAAGCAGGAAGAGCCUCAUGGCCCCCUCCAGUUCACUUGAAGUUGAAUUAAAUACGACCACAACA
This is a messenger RNA of Microtus ochrogaster (prairie vole), 1872 nucleotides long. It is a transcript of the gene Npepl1, whose product is annotated as aminopeptidase like 1. The transcript has 11 exons. The record is from RefSeq and is a predicted model, not a curated record. NCBI's taxonomy places the organism in Eukaryota, Metazoa, Chordata, Mammalia, Rodentia, Cricetidae. Gene Ontology annotation, cellular component: cytoplasm. Gene Ontology annotation, biological process: proteolysis. The coding region runs from base 187 to 1425 and encodes 412 amino acids. Gene Ontology annotation, molecular function: manganese ion binding; metalloaminopeptidase activity.